This is a messenger RNA of Fragaria vesca subsp. vesca, 1666 nucleotides long. RefSeq lists its product as uncharacterized. Gene Ontology annotation, biological process: regulation of protein complex stability. NCBI's taxonomy places the organism in Eukaryota, Viridiplantae, Streptophyta, Magnoliopsida, Rosales, Rosaceae. Bases 922 to 1611 code for a protein of 229 amino acids. Gene Ontology annotation, cellular component: chloroplast thylakoid membrane. The record is from RefSeq and is a predicted model, not a curated record. The transcript has 3 exons.
GGAGAGUAUGAUCGAGCAGGGCAGUUGUGACGGCAUCGAUCUGAAUAGGUCGUAGGAGGCCAGUCCAGAUCGUCGUAGGCGGCGAGGGUAGAUCUCUGAGUGGUUUCGGCGGCACGGAGGGAGGCUUUUGACCUUGUUGUGGCUGGGAUCGACGAUGCCUUCGUGGGCAACGUCGGUUUGCUGUUUGGGUGGCGGGACCAUGGUGCGACUUCUUUGCUUCAAAUCGGACUUGGGAUCGAUCUAGAGGUUUUGUGGCUUUCAGUGGACGUGGUGGUCUGAGUCUGGUCAGAAUUUUGGAUCGGAUUAGAACUUGGUGGGGUCCAGCGAUUAGGGUUUUAGUUGCUGCUUGGAUCGGGUUGUUCCUAUCGAAGUGCAAAGAAGGCGGCGGUUCAGCUUGCUUUUGAGGGAGCUCGCGACGGUGGAAGGGAGAGGCCAGCCGCCGAAAUUGGAUGGUGCCGUGUUCUGGUUCUGGCUGAAGUGAGGGAAGGAAGGAAGAGUGAUGGGUUUGGUGGCCUCUAAUUUAUCUGGGCUGCAAUUGUAGCCUAGAUGGAUUAACCCAUCAUUUUUUUAAUUUUUAAUUUUUUAUUUUUUAAUUUUUUUUCUUCAGUUGUCUGGCAUCUCAAUUUUACUUUUAUGUUUUAGCGACGCAGUUGACGUAAGUAAUAAAAUUAUCUAUUUUUAUUAAAAAAAUAAAUAAAUAAAACAGCAAAAAGGUUAAGGUUUUGGAGGAUAGAUGAGUUGACACGUUUGCAUCUCGAAAUCCACUGCUCCCUCUCCUCGAGCGCGCACCCAAUCCACUCAACUGGAACAAUAUCAUCCUUCCUUCCUUCUCUGCCUCCCUCUUUCUUUUUCUUCUUCUUCUUCUUUCCACACAUAAACCCAAGAAGUCUCAUUGACUUGGAGGAGGACGAUUCCCAGAAUAUGGCAAGUGCUACAGCCCAUGCUGUUAUGGCAGCCAACACAUUGACACGCACAUUCCCUGCCCAGAAGACCACCUUCUUCUUCUCCAAUCGACAUCACAAAACCACUCAUAAUCUCACUCUCAGAGCUUCCUCUGAUGACGCCGACUGUAAUGUGGAAGAAUGUGCUCCUGAAAAAGAGGUCGGAAAGGUCAGCGUGGAGUGGUUGGCUGGUGAGAAGACAAAAGUAUCAGGGACAUUUCCUCCCCGUAAUACUCGGGGUUGGACUGGAUAUGUUGAGAAGGACACCGCAGGGCAGACAAAUAUAUAUUCUGUGGAGCCUGCAGUAUAUGUAGCAGAAAGCGUAAUAAGCUCAGGAAGUGCAGGUUCUUCUUCUGAUGGAAGUGAGAACACAGCAGCAGUAGCUUUUGGAUUUGCCCUUAUAUCUAUCGCUGCAGCUUCCUCCAUACUCUUCCAAGUAGGUAAGAACAAUUCACCACAGAUUCAGAAAGUAGAAUACUCUGGGCCAUCACUUAGUUACUACAUCAACAAGUUCAAGCCACAAGAGAUAAUACAAGCCUCGGCGCCAAGUGUGAGUGAAUCAUCCUCAACAGUUCAGCCAGGAAGCUCUGUGCCAGAACCUUCCGAGGUUCAGCUUGAAUCAGAAGUUCAGCCGGUGCCUUCUGCUAAUGGUGUUAGCAUUAUCUCUUAGGCAGUAAACGUGGUUUAAUUGUGUAACUUUACUAAAAGAUUAAAUAUAUUAGCAG